Molecule: messenger RNA, 891 nt
Organism: Cydia fagiglandana
Lineage: Eukaryota; Metazoa; Arthropoda; Insecta; Lepidoptera; Tortricidae
Exons: 2
Coding region: 1-891 (296 amino acids)
Molecular function (GO): nucleic acid binding
Source: RefSeq, a predicted model, not a curated record
AUGCCCACAGAUGACACGCACACUCAAUGUCACUUUACUAAACUGUACACAGUAGAAAUACCUCCUAGAGACAAAUGGACUAACGACCAAAUGUUCGUCGAAGAGAGAAGCCUUAUUUGGUAUACGGAUGGUUCCAAGAAAGGCAAUGAUGUAGGAUGUGGGAUCUAUGGUGAGAGACCUAAGUUCAGAGCUAGCGUCAGCAUGGGCACACAGGCCUCAAUCUUCCAGGCAGAAGUCUUCGCCAUCAACAAAUGUGCGGAGAUCAACCUGGAUAGAAACCUAAGACACCAGCAUAUCUACAUCAACUCAGACAGCCAGGCUACUCUGCUGGCACUAGAAUCUCUUGAGUCAAACUCAAAACUAGUCCAGAACUGGCACUCCGACAUUAACGGAAACAAAGAAGCGGAUGAACUUGCUAGAAAGGGCGCAGACACACCCCUGGUCGGCCCAGAACCGUUUUGUGGAACCACAAAACGGGAUGCAUAUUCUCUGCUCAACAACAUAGAAAAAACGAGAGCAAUCGAUUGGUGGAAGUUCGUAAAAGGACAAGAACACUCGAAAGCUCUAAUCAAAGGGUUCAACAGCAAAACUGCUAAGGAGCUUCUAGGGCUCAAAAGACACAAAACUUGUGCGGUGACUAGAAUUUUGACUGGACACUGCAAGUUGAACAAACACAUGUUUCAAAUAGGGAAAAAACAAGAUGCGACAUGCAGGUUCUGCCAAGAGUCAGAGGAGACUGCUAUGCACAUUCUCUGCUCCUGCGGACCACUAAUGUCCAAAAGAAGUACCUACCUAGGGCGACAUAUACUGGAACCCUAUGAGGUACAGAGCAUUACGGCCCAAAGAAUCUGGAAUUUCCUGGAUUCAACGGGCAUUAGUAAUGAACUUUAA